CGACCUCAGAAAGGGGCGGAGAUAAUUUUGUUGUCAUCGAAGAUGAUUGAACGGCGAUGACCGCAGAUUUUCACGCAUGAAAAGAAGGGAUUUACGUAUCAGAGGCUGUACCCCAAUGGGAAGUUUAUCGGCGAUAAGAAAAGAGAAAGGAGCCUUAUGAAAACCGGGGACGACGGAGCCCCCAGACCGGGCGAUGUGUCCUAAACAGAGCCAGCUGUGCCUCGGCACCGAGGGUCUCUGCCCACCGGCAUAUCCGUGACAGCUGACCUCCCAAAAAUGACCCGACUGGUGUGGACACUUGAGUGAUAAUUUCUCGGAGACUAAGCUGAUCACUUGGCAAUCAUGUCUGUCUCGACGGUAUUGGCAAAGGCGUUGUUUGACAACACGGCAGAAAGCCCAGAAGAGUUGGCUUUCCGGAAGGGCGACAUCCUCAUGGUUCUUGAACAGGAGCAGAGCGGCGGGCCCGGGUGGUGGCUCUGCUCGCUGCACGGCAGACAGGGGAUCGCCCCCGCUAAUCGCCUUCGACUCCUUCAGACCGCCCCGCCCCCUGGCUCGGACCCCCGUCGUGGGUCCAGCGAAGACUCAGUCUACCUGUCGCCUGGUGCCCCGCUGGCUCGGACCGUGGAUGACGCGGACGGAGUUUAUCGCUCCCCGCCAGCGGUGGGCGAGGGACGAGGAGGGGGAGCGGGGUCGAGACCAGGGGAGCUGCGCAGAGUUGAGGGCGGGCGGCCACGCUCGCACUCUAGCUCUGGCACCCGGCCCAGACCUGACUGGGAUAUUGGGGUGGUGGGGCGUCCACGGUCACCCUCUUUGAGGGGACGAGGAACGGACAUGACAGGAGCGGUUUAUCAGAGCCCGGUGAGUCCCGCGCCUGCAGCAGCUCAGCAUGCGAGGCAGGCAGGAGCUCACCUGGCGUCAGAGUCUGUGUAUCUUGCCCCCAGCGGAGUGCCGAGGACGGCCGAUGAAGCAGAUGACGCUACAUAUCUUGUUCCUAGAGAAACACUAACCACGGGGGCCUCGGACGACUGUUACUUGGUGCCCAAAGGCACGCCUCUUGCAGGCGAUGAUGUUUACCAAUCCCCAACGGGAGGCUCUGUGGCCAAUGCUUUUUGCUCUAAUGGACCAUUGAUAACCAAUGGAACUACAGCUACCCCUCAAUCAAAAGCGAACCAGGACACACCAGGGAUGUACCAAACACCCACUUCUGCGGGAGUGAGCCUUCCGAGGACACCAGCGACAAUUCUAGCUCACCACUACCCGCCUCAGAUAACCUCUGUCCAAGCGUCUCCUCGAGCCCUGCUCAAGGGAGCUUCGCCCACCCCUGCCGCAGCCAGGGGCAAGCCCGGCCUUGCCUCUCACCGGGGAUCCCCAUUGCUUAUCAGAGCUGGCCAGGCCAGGGCUCCUGGAUCGCCAAAUUUCGCCCGCAAACCUCCUCCACCAGCACCUCCAGUAAGGAGCGUCACCAGGAAGGACACACCACAACCAUCACAGCCGUCAGCUGACUCUAACUCUGUCCCCAAAUCUGCUGCUCAAGCAACUUCUGCAAGCCUGCAACAAGAAGAGGGCAAACAGAGGGCAGCCCCCCAGGGAAAGGAGGAAAGGACGAGUAAUGGCGUGGAGAAAAGCAGCAGUGUGCAGAAUCAAAAGGGAGAAAAUCAGGAUUAUUCAGAUCCUGUUGACGAUCAGGUAUACGAUACCCCUCCGAGUGGCAGGUGGCAGCAUCCAGUCCCCUCUGCCCUUGGAGAAGAUGACAGCAUCUAUGACACCCCCCGCAGUGUGCCACCGCAGGCCGACGCUGAGUCAGAGGUCUAUGAUGUCCCCACAAUCACUCUGACUAAGGCCACAGUAGAUGUCCAGCCUGACGAAGCUGAUGAAGAAGUCUACAGUGUCCCUACACUUCCAGGCGUCCCUCUGGCACCGGGAGAGUCGACCAGCAGCCUCUGUGGGGAGGAAGUUCCUCAGGUCGGGCAGGUUUCUUGCGUUUCUGGAUCUGAGAAACGAGCCAGUGGUGGAGAUAAUAGCCGUGGUGACUCUGAGCCCGAUGGUGGGAUUUAUGACAUGCCAGCUCUGACUGUCGAAGUCCUUCCUCAUUCCUCAUCAUCUUCUUCCACCUCCACACGCCGCCUCUCUGUGUCUAGUAACGGCUCUGGCGACAUACAGUGGCGAGUUUCGCUUUCCAGUCUCGUCCACUCGGUGCUCACCACAGUCUCCAACUCGCCCUCCACUCUGUCGUCACGGGACCUGGCUACCUCACUGGCUGAAAUCCUGUCCACCUGGAAGGCCAGUCAUUCAGGGGAUCCCCCACCGAACCUUCAGCAGGCCUGGGCACGCUUAUCGGACCUGCUCCCAGCGUUGUCUGCCGUCGGUAACGCUCCUCCAUCUGAAGGGCUCUUAUCGCUGGUCCAGCGCUCGCUUGAGGAAAGCACCCUCCUCUUACAGGCUCAGGGCCGGCCCCGUCUGCCUUCCCAAGAAUCUCUGUCACGCAGGCCGUUGCCUGCGCUGCCGGUGCCUGAUGGGAAGUCAUCUGGAGGGGGAAUGGGUUCCCGUAAAAGCAGCUGGAUCCAGGAGAGGCCUCUGCCUCCAACCCCUCAGCCUGCUUUCUCCUUGCCUCCUACUCCAGCCACGGUGAUGCUCACAGUGGGCCCUGCUGACGAAGAAGAUGACCCCAGCAACGAGUAUGCUGGGAUCGGCUUGACUCCCAUCCCAGCUCCUGUUCCUACUGGAGACAGUGUUGGAUAUGUAAAGCUGCAGGGUAAACCUGAGCCGCCUCCUGACGCCCGCACCGAGAACGGACAGACACAAACUAUCACCGCAGAGCCACGGUUGACCCCCUCCCCUCCUCUGCCAGUGUCCCUCUCCCUGGAGGACUCGGAGCUGCUCUCCUUCUACUCCUCUCAAAGCCUCGCCCACCUCUCCUGCCUGGCGGACGCCGUGGAUGUGCUCUUCAGCAGCGUGAAGGGAAACCAGCCUCCUCGAAUCUUCGUCGCCAGAGGAAAGAGCCUCAUUGUAACUGCGCACAAGCUGGUAUUCAUCGGGGACACGCUCUCCCGUCUUCUCACGUCUGCUGACCUCCGGGCCAAAAUCACUACCUCGGGGGGACGGCUCUGCCAAGCUUUGAAGGCAGUCGUGGUGGCAACAAAGGGUGCUGCACAGAACUAUCCGUCAGUAUCUGCCACCCAGGAGAUGGUGGACCGUGUCGCAGAGCUCUCCCAGCAGGCGGCCGGCUUCUCCACUCUGCUCCAGCGUCUGGCAGAAAUAUCUUCAUGAUGUUUCUUAGUGCUUACGUUAAAACAAACAACUUUGUCUACACAUCUAUUUCCUCCUCUCUGAAAUGCCUUAUUUGUUGUUACACUCGUUCAUUACCCCUGUGCUUGAAUGGGAUGGAAGGAAGCGAAGCCGAAUCCUGCGGCGAGGCGUUUGUUCCUCGCCACAGCUGUUAUCCAGCUGUGUUUUCACUGUGUUGGUUGUGUCGUCUGAGCGCGUGCUGGUUUGCCUUUGUUUCUCCACUGACCUCUGUGCUUUGAUGCCAGGCAAAAAUAGUUUUUUUUAAGUGUUAAUUUAUUGAAUAUUUUGAAGCCCCUGUGUGGUUUGAGUGUCCAUGUGGACUUCCUAUUUUGGGAGCUUUGCUUUAAUGUGCUUGCCAUAUUUUUUUUCUUCCCCCCACCUCUCACACGAUAGCCAUUUUUCCUUCCUUCCUCUAUUUAUUCAGCCACCCCCGAUUUCCAGAAAUAGUCCAGAGGAGGAGACUUUACAUCCUUUUUUCUUACUGUGAUACCUGAAGGGCCUUUUGUGAUUAUCAAUUCAGAAGCUGCAGAAGCAGCAUGUUGUGUGUGUUUUUGGGGGGCUUUAUUUGGGAGAAAUGUUGGAAGUUUUCCCAGAGUCUAUUCUCAAUCUGUGCAAGUGUUUGCGUGUUUUGUGUAGUGCCCCAUUUCCACUUAACAAGAAACAUCUCCUUACUCAUUCUUCAGUUUACACGUGUUUCACACCUCCAUGAAGAAAAACAAAAGCUUUUUUGUCACAGAGGGAGAAUAUGUCUGAGGAUCGAUGAAGGGAUUUUUGAUUGAGCAACGUUAGCUGGGUGACAAAUUGCCUCAUCCUAUUCUUUCCCACAGUCAUGUGGCAGGUUUGGAUGCGAAACCUGUUGACCGAGUUCACCUGUCUUCACACGUCUUGUUAUGACUUGCAUCACUUCUCUUCUUUGACUUUUGCUUUUCAGCAUCAUUUUCCCGUAAACUGCCUGUCAUCGCCUUUUAUUUAUAUCUGCUUUGAUAGUUUGAAGCCAGGAAUCUUAUUGUGGAAGUGCACAACAGAAACCAGUUGUUUUAUUAUGACAGAACAAAGACUGGGAAGACUGUUAACUCUACAUCAGUUUGUGGGACUUUAUUGUGAUCGUGAACCUAUCCCAGCCUGUGGAAUGAAGCAGAAUCUGCUUUUCAAUUUAAAAGAGACACUUUUUGUAUUUUACAAUCCAUGAAAACAAACCUGUUUUGCGUCUAACACUACUUCACUUUUCAUACUGUGUAACCUCGGCCUGUGAGUCAUAAUUGGUAUUAUGCUCCUCUCUGCGACAACACGUCAGCAUAUUCACACUACACAUCUUGUUUGUGAGAGAACGCAGCCAGGGGGAUAAGACUUGAAUAUAGCACUACCUUCUCUUCUGGCAAUCAUGUUACUUUACCCCACCCCCCUACUUUUUCUUUUUCUAAUGUUUCAAAUUUAAAUUGUUGACUUGGUUUCCAGCUUUUACAUUUUCUUUGCUGCAGUGCCACCCUGUGGAGGUUUGAAGUAUUUUCCAAUGACUAGCAGCCUGUUAAAACGGGCUGUGUGUGUAUGUGAGUGUGUGUGUGUUAAGGGAGCAUGAUGGGCAAGUAACCUUUAGCUGUAUAUUUAUUGUAUGCCAACGUUUAUGUUCCUUUGCUUUCCCCAUCUGCAUGGCUUUAAUUUGCUUAUACUUUAUAUAUAUAUAUAUGUAUGUAUGCACAUCCUUCACCUGAGUGAUGUGAUUGGGUGAUUUGCAAUGAACAAAGUUUUCCUUUUUUUCUGAGUUACAGUUCAAACAUGGCUGUCUUUUCUUUUAUAACUGGAUGGGGUUUUUUUACACUAUUUGAACUCCGUAUGAUCUGUUAUGCAUAUUGCUAACAUAUAGUAUACAAGUGAAUGCUUUUCCUACAGUAAUAACAGACCUAAUCUUCCUUAUUUUUAACACUACAUUGGAUGUCUGUCUUGUAUUCCUGUUCAGAAAACACAAAUACAUUUUUUUGCAA
Oreochromis aureus is the source of this 5264-nucleotide messenger RNA. It is a transcript of the gene efs, whose product is annotated as embryonal Fyn-associated substrate. The transcript has 8 exons. Gene Ontology annotation, biological process: cell surface receptor protein tyrosine kinase signaling pathway; cell migration. Gene Ontology annotation, molecular function: protein binding. Gene Ontology annotation, cellular component: cytoplasm; plasma membrane. NCBI's taxonomy places the organism in Eukaryota, Metazoa, Chordata, Actinopteri, Cichliformes, Cichlidae. The coding region runs from base 343 to 3267 and encodes 974 amino acids. The record is from RefSeq and is a predicted model, not a curated record.